This is a messenger RNA of Sparassis crispa, 1815 nucleotides long. Its product is annotated as Sorting nexin MVP1. Lineage: Eukaryota; Fungi; Basidiomycota; Agaricomycetes; Polyporales; Sparassidaceae. Gene Ontology annotation, molecular function: protein binding; phosphatidylinositol-3-phosphate binding. The record is from RefSeq and is a predicted model, not a curated record. Gene Ontology annotation, cellular component: endosome. The transcript is spliced from 13 exons. Gene Ontology annotation, biological process: retrograde transport, endosome to Golgi; protein targeting to vacuole. Bases 1 to 1815 code for a protein of 604 amino acids.
AUGUUCAACGCACCGCGACCGGUCCAGCCGUACGGUGGCUCGUCCACCAACGCCUUUGGUGCCAGCCUCGUCACAGAGAGCCCUCUCAUUCACUCCGUCUACGACGACGGUCUCGACCCCUGGAGUGCUGCUCCAAGUCCUGCUCCUCCUGCUUUUCCCUCGGCCUCCUUAGGCUUCAGCUCCGUGAUAGGCGACGCGACCGUUCCUCCAAUAUACAACCAAGCAUUCACUGCUGUCGAUCCCUCCAACUCGGGCGAGAUAUCCGUCAAUGCCCUAUCCCGAGUCCUCGGCACGUCCUCUCUAUCUGCUUCAACUAUUGAUAAGAUCGUCAGCUUGGUUAGCUCCCGCCCAAGAGUAUCCAAGCUCGAAUUCAUUGUCGCACUCGCCCUUAUUGCACUCGCUCAGACUGGGAAAGACGUGAGUGUCGAGCGCGUCGCCGCACUGGCGCAAGAGAACGCGCUCCCUGAACCCACGCUCGAUCUCACGUCUCUCAAUCCGUCUACUUCAGGUUUCGGGCAAUAUACUGACGCCGUGCGCCAUGUUCCUACCCGAGCAUACACCACAGAGGAUCCCUGGAGCGCUGCAAGGAUGUCAAGUGGUGUCGGUGUCUCAACUACACCAAACGGCAAUAACAGCCUCAACAACGGCGCGCCGUCCAGCAUAUCCGGGACGGGUCUGCCUAGAGAGUGGUGGAAAAAGCAAGAGACUGUGUACGUGAACGUGCUUGGGCAGCAAGGCUUCCUGUUAAACAGAUAUCUUGUGUAUGAAAUCUCUACUGACCGUGGAGCACCGGUACCGAGGCGCUACUCCGAGUUCGUCUUCCUAUGGGACUGCUUGGUGAAGCGCUAUCCAUUCCGACUCCUCCCAGCGCUACCUCCGAAACGGAUCGGACCGGACGAAAGUUUCUUGGAGCAGCGCAGGAAAGGACUGGCGCGAUUUCUCAACUUUGUCAUCAACCACCCCGUCAUCAAAGAAGACGGGCUUCUCACCGUGUUCCUCACCGAACCGUCCCUCGAGGCAUGGCGCAAACACUCGUCCAUCUCCUACGAAGAAGAAUCCGCCAGCAAGCGCGUUGACCGCGUCGAGGAGAUGAGCAUCCCGAGCGACCUCGAGGAUAAACUCGCUAUCGUCCGUGGCAAGAUCGGAUUCCUGAUCGAACACUGGCAGAAGAUCUGCAUGCUUGCAGAACGCGUGGUCAGGCGGCGCGAAGGCGAAGCGGCCGACCUUUCGCGCCUCACGAACACGGUCAAGUCGCUCGUGGAGGUCAACGCGCGGUGUUGGCGCGGCGACGAGUGCGAGCUUUGUGAGGGCGUCCGGCAGGGGUUCGUCCAGGUCGCAGUCCACACGCAAAAGCAGGCGGACACGCUCGAACAUCGAUCGCGGUCGAUGCUCUAUUCCACCCUCGAAGCUCUGAAGGGCCAGCGCGACUUGUACCUGGCGAUGCGCGACCUGUUCAUUCGCCACGACCGGCUGUCGGUCGACCAAGUCGAGCGCCUAAAGAAGAACGUCGAGAAGAACUCGCUCAAGCUCGAGGGCGUGCGGCAAGCGCAGAAGGAGGGCUGGGAGCACGAGGCGGACAGGAUCGCCGGCCUUGUCGAGAAGGACCAGGCGUCUAUCGGUGCGCUGCUGAACCGCCGCGUCUUCAUACGCGCGUGCAUGUGGCACGAGCUGCGCGUGGUGCUGCACAACCGCGAGAAUGCGCUCGUCACACAGGCCGUGCAGGCCUUUGCGCGUGAGGAGACCGACUUUACGGAGGGCGUAGUGGCGAAUUGGGCGUCGAUGGUGGAGGACGUGGCGGGCAUGCCUUUCGAGUGA